Haemorhous mexicanus (house finch) is the source of this 12138-nucleotide messenger RNA. Its product is annotated as IgGFc-binding protein-like. The transcript is spliced from 20 exons. Bases 51 to 8900 code for a protein of 2949 amino acids. Gene Ontology annotation, molecular function: protein binding. Lineage: Eukaryota; Metazoa; Chordata; Aves; Passeriformes; Fringillidae. The record is from RefSeq and is a predicted model, not a curated record.
AACACUCUGUGUCUGAAGGGGCCUGGGAAUUCAGCUGCCAAGGGGCUGGGAUGGCACAACAUGGGAUAUGGUGGCUCCUCCUUCCCCUCUGUGCGCUCUCCAGUGCCAGCUACCGGGGCCGGGAGUUCCUGGCCGUGUUCCCACAGAACGACAACGAGUCCCCCAGUGCAUCCCUGCGGCUGCUGCUCACCUCUUAUGGCCCUGCUGUCACCCAGGUGUCGGUGACACUCCGCGGUGACUCCGUCACCAAGAACAUCAUCACCCUGAGGCCAGAUGUCACUGUGCCCUUGUCCCUCCCAGCUAACCUGGAACUCACUGGAAGUCGCACUUCCUAUAAAACCUUGGUGGUCCAGGCCAGCACUGACAUCUCUGUGGUAUCUGUCAGCACCAAGGGCUACUCUGUGGGUGCCACUGCCCUCCUACCUAUGGAGAGCCUGGGCACCAGGUACUAUGUAGUGACACCUGUUGGGAACUACACUUAUGGCCUGACUGAGUUUGUGGUGGCCACUGGUGCCACAACCACUGCUAUCAGCAUCACAACCACCGCCACUUUCCACUAUGCUGGGGCCACCUACGUCCCUGGUGCUGUGCUCCGCCUAUUCCUGCAGCCCUACCACAGCCUGCAGCUCCAGAGCAGCCAGGACUUCACUGGCACAAUUGUGGUGGCUGACACCCCUGUGGCUGUCCUCAGUGGCCACACCUCUGUCAAGGUGUCUGCUGGCUUUGACUUUGUGGUGGAGCAGCUCCUCCCAAUGAAAGCAUGGGGGAGGAGCUAUGUGGUACCACCCAACCCACUGCAGACAGACGUUGACUUAGUUUAUGUGGUGACAGAUGAAGACAACACAAUCACUUACAACAGCGGGAGAGGGAAUGCCACUGUGGCCAUGGCAGCAGGAGAGGUGCAGACAUUCAUGCUGAACCGUAACUCCCAUCUGUACAUCAGUGCGGUGGUGGCAGUGCAGGUGGUGUUUUUCUUCAGCGGGUCGUCUUGGCAAGAUCCCUUCCUCCUUGUUGUCCCCCCUGUCACUGCCCAUUGCACUGCGUUCCGCUUCAGCAGUGUGCCCAGGCAGUAUAACCAUGCCAUCCUCAUUGCACCCACCACUGCCACUGCCACCACCACCCUCAACCAUCGGCUAGACAACACCGUGGCGUGGCAGGCCAUUCCUGACACAGAUUUCUCCUGGGCCAGCAUCACUGUGAGUGCAAGAAUGCGGAGCACUGAGAACUCACAGGUGCCUAUUGGUCUCCUGGUGUUUGGGUUCCGGAAUCACACUGGAUAUGGCUUUCCAGGGCUCUGUGCUGCCACCCCCUCACCACUCUCCUGUGAGGAUUUGGUAUGUGAGGAGAGGUGUGAGAUGGUGGAUGGACAACCAGAGUGCAUCCAGGAGACUUUCUCCACCUGUUGGCUUGCUGGUGGGCUACACUACCGCAGUUUUGAUGGAAAAGCCUUUGAUUUCAUGGGAACGUGUGCCUACACCUUGACCACUGUCUGCGAUUCCGAUCCCACCCUUCCUGCCUUCUCUGUUGAGGUCACAAAGAAGGAAAAGGAGAACUCCAAAGUUUCUUCCAUCGGCUCCAUCACCAUCCAUGUUGACAACAUCACUGUCACUGCUGUCCAGUCAGAGAAUGGGAUGGUGAGGGUGAACAACCACCGCUCGCACCUUCCCAUCUCCCUUUCCCAUGGGAAGGUCCGCAUCCACCAGAAGGGUAAAUCCAUGUUGAUCCAAUCAAAUUUCAAGCUGAAGGUCCUCUACGAUUGGGAUGAUCAUGUAGUGAUCAAACUUCCAGCUGCUCUUUCUGGAAAAGUCUGCGGAAUGUGUGGGAACAACAAUGGGAAUCCCCAAGAUGACGCCCUCUCACCUGAGGGAAAACAAGUGUGGGAUAUUGUGGAGUUUGGGCAGAGCUGGAAGGUGACCAGUGAGAGUGGCCACUGUCAGGACACCUGUGAUGGUGACUGUGGGCGGUGCAGGUGGGACCAGGUGGUGACAUACAAGGCAGAGACCUGGUGUGGGAAGUUGUCUCAACAUUCUGGGCCAUUCCAGCCGUGUCAUGACACUAUCACUCCUAAUAUCUACGUGAAGAACUGUAUCUAUGACCUGUGUGCCAAUGAGGGGCAUCGUGACGUGCUGUGCCACGCCUUUGAGAUCUAUGCUGAUGACUGCCAGGAGGAGGGGAUCAAUGUUUCCGACUGGAGGAAAACAGUGGGAUGUCCUCUCACUUGCCCACCCAACAGCACCUACAGCACCUGUGGCCUUGUCUGCCUCCCUACCUGCAACAUCCCUGCUGUGUCAUCCAGCUGUGCCGCUGUCACCACCUGCGUGGACACCUGUGUUUGUCAUGAGGGCCUUGUCCUUGAUGCUAACACCUGCAUUCCCCCCUCUGAAUGUGGCUGUGUCUUUCGGGGUCUCUUGUAUGGCCCUGGCGAGGAGUUUUGGGGUGACCUCACUUGCACCCAACGCUGUGUAUGUGACACAGAGCAGCGGCAGGCAGUGUGCCGGGAUUCUGGCUGUGGCACUGAGGAAGAAUGCCGGGUGGAGGAGGGGAUCCAGGAUUGUUAUCCCAAAAGUUUUGGGGUCUGCACUGCUGUUGGAGCCACCCACUAUGAGACCUUUGAUGGCAAGAGGUUCAUCUUCCAGGGGACAUGUAUCUACCUGUUGGUAGGGUUGUGUGAGGACACCCAAAAUUUGGUGGGAUUCCAGGUGUUGGUGCAGAAUGGCCGCCAAAGUGACAACCUCAUGUCGUCAAUUGCUGUGGUGACAGUCAAAGUCUACAACAAAACCAUCAGCAUCAGCAGGGAGCAUCCUGGAAAAAUCAUGAUUGAUGAGCAGUUGGUCAAUCUCCCGUAUCACUACAGUGAAAGAAAGAUUGUUGCCUAUCGCCAUGGGCAGGAUGCGGUGGUAGUGACCGAUUUUGGCCUUGUUGUAACCUAUGACUGGUACAGCCACAUCAGCACUACGGUGCCCAGUGGCUUUACCAACGCCCUCUGUGGGCUCUGUGGGAACUACAAUGGCGCUGCAAGUGACGACAUGAUGAUGAGGAAUAACCAUGUGACAUCAGACUCAGAUGCCUUCGGGAGAAGCUGGAAGGUCAUUGAUGUCCCAGGAUGUGGUGAGAUGUCAACAGUGGAAUGUUCCAGCACUCUUGCACCUUCCCGGCUGCAGCAGGAAGUCUCUGGAAUGGGGUGUGAAAUUAUUUUGGAAGUGGAUGGACCUUUUAGAGCAUGUCAUAGUCAUGUUGAUGGCCACCAGUACUUCCAGAGCUGCAUCCAUGACUCCUGCCUGCUCCCUGAUCAGGAAGAAGGGAUGUGUCCAAUCAUUGCCCUCUACGCCACUGCAUGCCAGGCUGCUGGUGUGUCCAUUGGGAGGUGGAGGACAGAUAAUUUCUGCCAUAUUCCCUGUCCUUCCAACAGCUCCUAUGAGAUCUGCUCCCACACCUGCCAGCACACCUGCGGUACUGACUCUGCCACAUGCCACAGGCGGUGCCACGAGGGCUGCACAUGUCAGGAUGGCUUCAUGCUCAGCGGUGACGAGUGUGUCCCCAUGUCCCACUGUGGCUGCAGUCACCAUGGAGUCUACUACAAAGUGGGGGAGACAUUCUACCCCACAGAGUGGGAGAUGUGCCAGUGCCUCUCUGGUGGCACUGUGGAAUGCCAGAAUUCUUCCUGUCCUGAUGGUGGCCAUGGGAAGGUCAUGAGUGAUGUCCUCCAGUGUCCCUUGCAGGUGUCCAGCACCUGUGUAGCCACAGGUGACCACACCUAUGUUACCUUUGAUGGGACAGCCUUCAACAUCACUGGUACUUGCUCCUAUGUCCUCACCCAGACCUGCACAGGUGACAAUGUGACGUCAUUUAUUGUCACAAUCCAGAAGGAGGCGCGGCAGAAGGGGAAGGCCUCCAGGAUCCAAGCUUUGUCUGUGGAAGUCUAUGGGGUCACCUUGACCUUGAAACAAGGAAAAAGGGCAGAUGUCAUGGUGGAUUCCAUCUCCCACCACCUCCCCACCAUCCUGAGGGAGGGACAGGUCCAGGUCUACCCACAUGGGACAGGUGUCCUGCUCCGCACUGACUUCGGCCUCAUUGUCCAGUAUGACCUCGUCCAGCACGUGAUGGUCACAGUCCCCCAGACCUACAUGGGGUGCUUGUGUGGCCUCUGCGGCAACUACAAUGGCCAACGCAAUGAUGAUUUCCAGCUUUCCAGUGGCCAGCUGGCUCCAGAUGCAACAGCCUUUGGAUCCGCAUGGAAAACGACAGAUACACCUUGUAAUGACACCUGUCCCAAGGAUGAGUGUCCCACCUGCACAGAAGAGAAAAUGGCAGUCCUCCAAAAACCCAACUAUUGUGGCCUCCUCACGGCCCCCGAAGGUCCCUUUGGCACCUGCCAUCGCAUCAUUGACCCCAUCCCGUAUUCCCAGUCCUGCAUCCACGACCUCUGUAUGACGGGAGGGGACACACAUGUCCUGUGCCAGAGUAUCCAGAGCUAUGUCACUGCAUGUCAAAGUGCUGGUGUCACCGUGGGAGCUUGGAGGACAUCAUCCUUCUGCCCACCCACCUGCCCAGCCAACAGCACCUACUCCCUUUGCACCAACACAUGUGCCAACAUCUGCACCGGAAAUACCACCACCUGUCCCCAAACCUGCACUGAGGGCUGCCAGUGCUACCAGGGUUAUGUCUUUGAUGGACACAGAUGCAUUCCCGAGGAUUACUGUGGAUGCUUUAGGGAUGGGGAAUACUAUAAGCCCCAUGAGAUGCUUUUCCAGGAUCACUGCCAGCGCCGUUGCACCUGUGUCCCUGGCCAGGGACUUACCUGUCAUGACCACGCUUGCACUGAGGAUGAAUCCUGUGAAAUCUGGGAAGGGGUCUUGGGAUGCAUCAAAAAAAACCCCUGCAAGUCCCUGCACUGCCGCCCCAAGGAGCGCUGCCGGCCCCGCGGUGCCCAGUCUCGCUGUGUCCCAGCCCUGGUCGCCACAUGCUGGGCAUGGGGUGACCCACACUUCCGAACCUUCGACGGCCUUGACUUUGACUUCCAAGGAACUUGCACCUACACCAUGGCUGAAUCACAUGGGAAUGACCCUGGGCUGGUGCCUUUCAGGGUCCAGGCCAAGAACGACAUCCGUGGUGGGAUCCAGUCUGUGUCCUAUGUCUCAUUGGUCAAUGUUGAUGUCUAUGGACAACGCAUCUCCUUCCGCCGGAAUGAAGAUGGAAGAGUCUGGGUGAACGGGGAGGUGACGCUGCUCCCGGUGCUCCUGGCGGACAGGAAGGUGCAGAUCCAUCCCAGUGGGCUCCGUGUUGCUCUGGAGACAGAUUUUGGUCUCCGGGUCUCCUAUGACUGGAACUGGCACCUCCUGAUUGACCUCCCCAGCAGCUACUUUGACCACGUCCGUGGCCUUUGCGGGAAUUUCAACCUCAAGCCCCUUGAUGACAUCCCUGAGGCUGGUGAUAACAUCACUGCCAUUGUCACAUGGGCUAAAAACUGGAAAAGUGCUGACUCCGAGGUUGAUGACCUGAUUUGUUGGGAUUAUUGUGAUGGAGCAUGCCCAGUGUGUGAUGAGAAGAAGAAGGAGCUUUAUGGCGGGAACCACUAUUGUGGGAUCAUCAAAAAAUCCUUCCAGGGGCCCUUCAGAGCAUGUCAUGACAUAGUGAAGCCUCAUGACUUCUAUCGCAACUGCCUGUCUGACCUAUGUCUGAACGAUGGGGCGAGGUUGAUCCUCUGCCAGGUGCUGGAGACCUAUGCAGCAACGUGUCGGAAGCAUGGGGCCAUGGUCCAUGACUGGAGGACACCAUCAGGAUGCCCCUUACCUUGCCCUGAAAACAGCCACUAUGAGCACUGUGGCAAUGCCUGUCCAGCCACCUGCUCCGACUGGGACAGUCCAGCCACCUGUGACCAGCCCUGUGUGGAGACAUGUGCCUGUAACACCGGCCACGUCCUCAGUGGUGGACAGUGCGUACCGGUGUCCCACUGUGGCUGCACCCGUGAUGGCCGCUACUACCGUCCUGGCGAGGAGUUUUGGGGUGAUGACACCUGUCGCUCCAGGUGUAGGUGUGACAUGGAGCUGGGAAUGGUGGUGUGCGAGGACUCUGGGUGUAAACUGGGUGAGGUGUGCGCGGUGGUGAAGGGUGUGCGGCGGUGCGUGGCCAACAGACAUUCCAUCUGCGUGGCAACUGGUGACCCCCACUAUACCACCUUCGAUGGGCACCGCUACGACUUCAUGGGUACCUGUGUCUACCUGUUAGCUGAGCUCUGCUCCACUGACCCCACCCUCAUCCCCUUUGCUGUCACUGUGGAGAACAAUCACCGUGGCAGCCAGCUGGUCUCCUUCACCAAGGUGGUCACCAUGGAGGUGUACAACAUGACCCUCAGCCUCAGCCAGGAACAUCCCCAAAAGGUCAAGGUUGAUGGUGUCCUUUUGAACCUUCCCUUCACCCACAACCACCAGAUCCAGGUGUCUCUCCAUGGUGUCCACGGCUUCAUUACCACUGAGAUGGGUGUCACUGUCACCUUUGACUGGUACAGCUAUGCCCGUGUCAUCAUCCCCAACACCUAUGCUGGUGCUGUCUGUGGCCUCUGUGGCAACGCCAAUGGUGACCCCCGUGAUGACUUUGUCACCCGUGAUGGCCACCGCGCUAACAAUGAGACCCAUCUGGGGGACAGCUGGAAAGUCAGCGAUGUCCCUGGGUGCUCAGCUGGGUGCAGCGAGGGCUGCCAGGUGUGCACCAACACCCAGAAACGUGCCUACCGUGGGGACAAGCACUGUGGGCUGCUGGGGAAGAAACGGGGGCCCUUUGCCGCCUGCCACGACAUCAUUGACCCCAGCCCUUACUUGGAUGACUGUCUCUUUGACGCCUGCCUGUAUGAGGGACACCAGGACACCGUGUGCCAGGCCAUUGCCGCCUAUGUUGCUGUGUGCCAGAGCCAGGGCGCUGCCUUGCGUCCGUGGAGAACGGCUGCCUUCUGCAGCCCUGUGUGCCCCCCAAACCAGCACUAUGAGCUCUGCGGCCCCCCCUGCCCUCCCACCUGCCAAGGCGAAGCUGGACCUCAGGACUGCUCUGAUGCCUCCACAUGCUUUGAAGGUUGUUUCUGUGAUCCCGGAUUUUUCCGGAGCGGGGAUAACUGUGUGCCCCUCUCCCAAUGUGGCUGUGUUUUGGAGGGCCGCUACUACCCCCGGGGAGAGCAGUUUUACCCUGCACCCCCCUGCACUGAGCGCUGCAUCUGCUCCGAAAAUGGGGGGCUGGAGUGUCACCCCACUCCAGGCUGCUCCAGUGACAAGGAAUGCACAGUGAAGGAUGGGGUACUGGGGUGCCACCCCCGCACCUGCAGACAGUGCCAGAUUUUGGGGGCAGGGGCUUACAGCACCUUUGAUGGGCACCUGGGGAAUUUUGAGGGGUCCUGCACCCUCCUGCUGCUGGAGUUGGAGAGGGAUGAGCCUGAAGAAGAGCUAAAGCCUAUCACAGUGGCCUUGGAGCAGGAGGACUCAGAGGUGCAGCGGGUGACAGUGAUGGCGCACGGGAUGACUGUGGUGAUGGACAGGGGACAGCAGUGGGAGGUGAUGGUGGAUGGCGAGCGCCACUUGCUGCCGCUGUGGCUGCGCGGGGGCGCUGUGGGGGUGGCACAGGUGGGGUCCCACCGGCUGCUCCAGGUCCAAGGGGGUCCUAAAAUUCUCUACGAUGGCAACACGUAUAUGGUGCUGACGCUGCCCACCCCAUCCCGCCACCCCCGGGGCCUCUGCGGCAACUUCAACGGGGACCCACACGACGACUACCCCGAUGGGGAGGCUCCGGGCAGCUCCCCCCCGAACUGCACCCACCUGGUACCCGCCCCCAGCUGCUCCCCGGACCAGGCGAGGCACUGCAUGGUGCUCGCGGAUCCCGAAGGACCCUUUGCGGGGUGUCAUGGAGCAGUGCCGCCCCGCACAUACGUGGUGACCUGUGAGCGCCGGGUGUGCGGGGGGGGUGGAGACCCCUGCCCCAGCUUUCAGGGCUACGCAGCCGCGUGCCAGGCAGCUGGAGGCGCGCUCCGGGAGUGGCGGGAGGCCACGGGUUGCCCUCUCACCUGCCCUCCCAAGAGCCACUACCAGCUGUGUGCCCGCACCUGUGAGCACACCUGCGCAGGUGUGUCGGCCCCGCUCCCCUGCAGCGAGCGCUGCUUUGAGGGGUGUCAGUGUGCCGAGGGGCUGCUGUUCGACGGGGCCCGCUGUGUCCUCCCGGGGACCUGUGGCUGCCUCCACCAGGGGCGCUACUUCCAGAUUGCUGAGACCAUCCUGACCUCUGACUGCUCCCAAUCCUGCACCUGCCGGGGGCCUGGGGGCCUCCAGUGCCGCCCUUUCACUUGUCCCUUCGGCCACACCUGCAGCCUCCGUGAUGGCACCCACACCUGCAUCGCACGCCCAGGCCGCUGCGCUCUGUCCCCUGCCACCCGCUUCAUCACCUUUGACGGUGUCACCGGGUCCACCCUGGUCACUGGCAUCUAUGUGGUGGCCAGCGUUUGUGACCCCCGGGACCCCGUGUGGUUCCGGCUGCUGGGGGAUGUCAGGGAUGUUGGGGACCAGCCCGCAGUGGUGGCACUUCACCUCUUCACCCCCCACGGCCUCAUCACCAUGCGGAGGAACAGGAAGGUCUGGCUAAACGGGAUCCCCACCCCCCUGCCCGCGGAGUUCCCAGGACCAUUGACCAUCACGGAGACGCGCACGACCCUCCGGAUCAGUGGAACCGCGGAAUUUCUGGUGGAACUGGGCGCCGCGGGGGUGACAGUGGAGGUGCCCAUGGAGGCGCGGGCAACGCUCUGUGGCCUCUGCGGUGACUACGACGGUGCUGCUGGCAAUGACCUGCGAGGGCCUGAUGGGACAGUGACAAGCGACGCGCAGGCGCUGGCCGAGGCCUGGCGGGCACCCGACUUCACCUAUCACUGUUGAGUCAGAGAUGACACGUAGUCGGAUCAGAAGGCAAAGUGGCAAAAAGCCUCGUUUUUUUCAUCCUCACUUCUUUUAUAGCUUAGUUUGCUACAGGUGGACCUGACUAGUCAUUUAAUCAAUACAUUUCACCUGUCUGGCUAAUUAACAAGACACCCAUUUGUAAACAAUCUUAUGAGAAAAACAGAUUAUUAGAAAAACACCUCCUGCAGGCUUUUUUAAUAUUUGGCUGUCAUUGCUUAUCCCCAGCACCCUAAACCUUCUCAGGACGAUUCUGGGAAAACUUAUCUAGCUUUCUCUCUCUCUGACCAGGCUGUCACAUCCACAAUCACCCAGGUGGGUGACACCAGGGAGACACUAGGGGAGGGGGGAUUGGGGUGUCUUGGGGGUGGCACUAGGGGCAACAGUGCCAAAAAAGGGGAGAAAAGUAGCCUAAAAGGAGGGAAAGAAUCCCCCAAAGAAGGGACAGAAGGCCCAAAAGAUGGAAAACAGACUGAAAAAGGGAAAAGAAGUUCCCCAAAAGGGAGAAAAGAGCCCUGAAAAGAUGGGGAAGGAGACCAAAAAGAGGGGGAAGAGCCAAAACUGGGAAAAGGACCCCAAAAUACCAGAAAAGAGACCAAAAAAAGGAGCAAGAGCACAGAGGGUGGGGGAAAAAAACCCAAAAGAUGGGAAAAGAGACCCGUAAAUGAGGAAAGGAUCCAACAGAGGAAAAGAACUGAAACAAGUGGAAAGAGAUCAAAAAAAGAGAAAGGGGGGCGGUGGGGAAGGUGUAAAGGACCCCCCAAAGGAGAACAGAAACUCAAAGGUAUGGGAAAGACACCACAAAUGGGUGAAGGACCCAUAAACAGGGGAAAGGAAUAUUAAAAUUGAGGAAGAGUGCAGAAAAAUAAAGGGAAAGAGAAACAAAAAAGAGUGGCACCAGAAACAGGGGAAAGAACCCCCACAAAAGGGGGGAAGAGGGGUGGGAGAGAAGCACAAGAAAGGGGGGAAAAAAGAUUACAAAACAAGGGAACAGCAAAUAAAAAAGGGGGAAACAGCCUCUCAAAUUGAGUAGAGAGACCAACAACAGAGGGGAAAGAGUUCAAAAAUGGGUAUAAUAAGUCCAGAAAAGGGGGAAAAGACCCCAAACUGGGGGAAACUGAUACAAAGUCCCCCUUGAUUUUGCCUUUCUUCCCACCGAGUGAUGUGGAAAAUUGACAUUUCACCUGGGUGGCCAUGCCCUGUCCCUGACAUCAUCCUCAAACAGCCUCAGAUCCGGAAAACCUGGAUUUUAAUAAGUCCCAAAACUGUGCUUUCACCCCCAAAAUAAAACCUGGGAGAAAACGACAUUUGCGGGUGACCUGGGAUAGAAUCCUGAAAAUUCUGGAAAAAUUCUCAGUGGAGGGGGGGCAGGGACGGCUGUUUCCACCCUGUCCUGCUGCCGGCAGUUCCAUGUCCCCCCUUUCUUCACCCCCGUCCGUCAAUAUUUCCCAACGCCUGAGUCCCACAGGGGGGAAGGGUGGGGGGGGCACCCGAAUGUUUGGUGCCGGGGAGGGGAGGAUCUUCCCAGACAUCUGAGUCCACCAGGGAUGGUGUGUGCUACGGCACACGUGGAGGGGACUCCUCACCAGUAUCCCCACUUCCUCCCAGUACAUGCCAGUACCCACCCCUCAGUCCCCCCCAGUAUCCCCCUUCUGGUAUCCCCAGUCUCUCCCAGUAAAACAACCCCCUACUGCCCCCCCCAACCCGUCUCUCCCAGCCUCCCUCAGUUGGCCCCAGUAUACCCCUGUGAUAAAUGGAUAUGAUUUGUGCUAACCAAAUUGUAACUAUAUCAAUAUUUUAGGAAAUAUUUGCUAAUAAUGGGAAAGCAGAUGAGCCCUUUACAGAUGUUACAUAUGAAAAACAGGAUACAGGAUGUAGUAUUGAGAUAAGCAAGAUCCUAAAACAGAGCCAGCCUUAGGAUGAGCAAAGUUGGGAUGAUUCCAGUUAUGGAUUCUAAAGUAGUGGUCUUAUCUAUGAAAUAAUAAGGCUUAUUUGUAACAUAAUGCUUACUUACUGUCGUGGUUUGAGGGGAAAUGGUUUUUUUUGGGAUGGUGUGGUCACGCCAAUCGGUGUCCAGAUUUUAAUAUUGGCACCUGGUUUGUCCACUGAGGGCAUGGAUACGCCUCUGAGAACACAGGGGUUAAAAGCUGUGAACUCCCACUGGAAGCUCCUUUUGAGUUCCGGCCCUGGACCAGACGAGACCUCUCCCCUGUCCAGCUCUGAGCUGGGCAGGGGGCGGGAGGGGAGCCAUGUGGCCGGAGGGAGGUAGGCCAGGCCUGGACCAAAGGGUGGAGGAGCAUUGCACUGCGAGGGCUUCGGGCAGCCAUCCCCCAUUCCCCCCCCCCCCCCAGAGGAAGAGAGAGAGAGCAGACUGUGCUUGUGAUAGCAACUGGAGUGAAGGAGAAGGGCGGGGUGCCCAGCAGGGCAGCCAGCUGUGGGAGUUCAUGAACCAAACCAGCAGAGUCUGGGACUUUUAACCCUUCUUGGGACGAUGGAAACCUUGCAAAUGCUGAUUCCUCCUGGAGUUGGUGAGAUUGAGAGAAGUUGAGAAGAAUUCUAGGUGGGAGGAGAUGAUGGAGUGGCUUUUGGCUGGACUUUUCUUGGAUAGCUAUGGACAGAACCCUUGAGUUCCUGUGACACAGAGACUGCAUCUAGGGGGAGGCAAUGGCUCAGAGCCAGGAGAGUGCGGUGAUGUGAAGGUGUGUGAACAGAGACGACGGGUGAGGAGGGUGGUGGUGGUGCCCUCCGUCUUCAAAGAAGAAGAAGAAGAAGAUGAUCUCUGUUCAAGAGACCCCUCAGCCCCAGGGGGUGAAACAUGGGGGGGACAGGUGUCCCAAAAGGAGAGGAACUGUGCUCUUUUUUGGAACUGGACAAAGCAUCCUUAAAGGGAAAAAACCCUAGAAGCAGCUCUGGUCCAUGUGCAGUGGUGAGAGCACUGGACAUGGAAGGAAGAGGUCACGAUGGCAAAAUGUUCUCCGGGCGGUGCCACACGUGACACGGAAACACGAGAAGUUUCGACUGUUUCCUGGGUGAAGUCUGUGGUGCAAGAGGGACUCCUCUCUUCUCAAAGAACUGAGAAUUGAUUAUCCAAAGGGUGGUAACAGAAUUAAGAAAUUUGGUGGGGGGAGGAGGAGGAAAUUUGGAAGGUUUUCAUCCUGUGUUCUGUGUGUUUUUUCCCUGUAGUUUUAUGUUAAUAAAGUUUUUUUCCUUUCAAUCAUAA